AUGGCUUUAAAAUACUUGUUGUGUGUUCUUUUGACUUACAACAUGUCGUUGUAUUGUGGCUCCGCGGCGGUGCACGGGCACAGCAUCGACAAUCUGGAGCGGGAGACGGACGGGAGCUUCCGAGCGAGGGAUUACGAGCACUACGGCGACUCCGGACACAACUCAGAGUUCGACCACGAGGCCAUUCUAGGUAGCGUUCGGGAGGCCGAGGAGUUCGACAAGCUGAGCCCCGAUGAGUCGAAGCGACGGCUCGGGCUACUGCUGCCCAAAAUGGACUUAAAUGGAGACGAGCACAUAGACCGGCUGGAACUUAAAAAGUGGAUCUUGAAAUCAUUCAUCAAUUUAUCGCGGGAAGAGGCUCAAGAGCGAUUACUGGAAGCUGACGAGGACCAUGACGGUGCAGUGACGUGGAACGAGUACUUACAUGAUGCCUUCGGAGUGGAGUCUGAGGAUGAAGUGGGCCCUGAGGACACGGGUGAUUCUGGACUGAUAUUGCGAGAGGAGAAAGCGAUGUGGGCUGCGGCGGAUGCCAACAACGACGGCAAGCUGGAGCUGAACGAGUUCCAAGUGUUCACAAACCCGGAGGAGCACAAGGAGAUGCACCAGUUCCUCAUCAACCAGACCCUCAGAGAGAAGGAUCUCAACAAGGAUGGCAGUAUAGACUUCAACGAGUACAUUGGCGAGAGAGGCAGCCAGCAGGACAAAGUAUGGCUGAUAUCAGAGAAGGACAAGUUCGACAACGACCUGGAUCUGAACAAGGAUGGCAUCAUCGACCUCCAGGAGAUGCACAGCUGGAUCAUACCUGAUAAUGAGGAAAUAGCUGACGAGGAAGUAGACCACCUGUUCGCGUCAGCUGAUGAUGACCACGACGACCUGCUCUCCUUCGAUGAGAUCCUGCAGCAUCACGACGUGUUCGUGGGCAGCGAGGCCACGGACUACGGCAGCGACCUGAUGGGGGAGCACUUUGAUGACGAGCUCUGA
Spodoptera littoralis (African cotton leafworm) is the source of this 981-nucleotide messenger RNA. Lineage: Eukaryota; Metazoa; Arthropoda; Insecta; Lepidoptera; Noctuidae. The record is from the annotation of a GenBank genome assembly.